This is a messenger RNA of Lineus longissimus, 10310 nucleotides long. Its product is annotated as protein Smaug homolog 1-like. Gene Ontology annotation, biological process: regulation of mRNA stability; nuclear-transcribed mRNA poly(A) tail shortening; negative regulation of translation. NCBI's taxonomy places the organism in Eukaryota, Metazoa, Nemertea, Pilidiophora, Heteronemertea, Lineidae. The coding region runs from base 136 to 2172 and encodes 678 amino acids. Gene Ontology annotation, cellular component: P-body. Gene Ontology annotation, molecular function: translation repressor activity; mRNA binding; protein binding. The record is from RefSeq and is a predicted model, not a curated record. The transcript is spliced from 12 exons.
UUCCAACAUGUGGUACCAAAAUAUGGUACGGUCGACAACUCAGGGUAUGAUUUAGCCAGCAUUCGACGGUCCGAGGAUUCUAAUCAAUGGAGUGUGCACCUGUUCCAGACACAUUCCAGUAGAUGAGGCGCUCUAAUGGUUUCUGAGUGUAUUAUGAAGUCAACGUACAUGUUUCGCGAUCAAGUCAACUCACUGUCGAGUUGGUUCCAGUCAUGGAACCAAUGCGAGCAGACGGUAGCCCUGUGUUCAUUGCUCAAGAAGAUCAACCCUGCUCAGGCCAAGUUCUUGCUCCAGGUUCUGGAGCAAAGUCUGGUCGGAUGUACGGAAAUUCAGCAACAGGAGGAACAGGCAAAUAGUCCAGAAUACAUCCGUAACUUGUGCAAUGAGUCGAAGGAGAAAGCAGUGAAUGAGCUGUUGACCCACCUGCCUCUUCUCAGGCCAAGGAACAAAGAAGCAAAGGCGGAGUACCUUAACAUAUUGCCAAAGAUCUUAACGCACUCAAUCGAACACGGCAUCCACAUCGAGGAGAGUCGUCAGCUACUCUCCUUCUGUCUAAUCCAUCCAGGAAUCAGCGGUGACGAGCGUGCGCAGUUCACAUUAUGGCUGACGAGACUGGAGGAAAACUUUGCGUACAGUAUUUCACAGGCGAAGUUCUCGCGUGAAAAUGUGCAGGAGAUAUCACAGUGUAUGCAGUUCAUGGACCACGAUGGUCCAGUGCCCCCUGUGGGCUUUCCGCUGACUCAGGUGAACGGAUGGGACAGGAGUGGGUCCAGAGACUCUGGCAUUGCUGGAAAUGGCUCAGACUCCGGUAGUCUGUUGUCACUGAAUAACUUUGGAGUGAAGAUGAAUGGUCAGAGUGGACACACGCCUCUACAUUCCACGCUAUCAGCCCCGCCUGGGCUACCUUCACUGGCUACAUCCUCACAGAGUGAAACCAGCCAGCAAUCUCCUGCCACCAGCAGUCCAUCCCAUCUGUGCCUAAAGCGGACCAACUCUGUCACACCACCCAUCUCCAUGCCCUCAUCCCAGUGGCUAGGCACAUCAGAAACACGCCCUGGCGGUCAGUCGGUCACACCAGACUAUGCCUCAUUGUCCCCGCAGAGUAGCAUAUCGUCGGGAAGCGGCAGCGGCAGCGAUACCCACCAAGACGACAUCGGAUCAAAACAUUACAAUUUAGAGAACUCGGGAAUGAAAGAGGUGCCAGCGUGGUUGAAGGGCCUAAGACUACACAAGUAUGCCUAUCUCUUCCAACACCUGACCUAUGAAGAGAUGUUGGACUUGAACGAAGACUGGCUGGAAUCCCAGAACGUUACUAAAGGUGCUAGAAACAAAAUAAUCUUGAGUGUGAAGAAACUUCGAGAGAGGCCGCACUGCUUGAAGGUUUUGGAAAAGGAAAUCAUGGAAGGCGGUAAUUUACGACAGGCAGUCAGUGAGGUCAGAAUGAUACUGAUGACGCCAUUGAAAGCAUUUACUCCACCGAAGACGGAAGAUGGAGAAGCGACGACUCCCACUGAUGGAGAGUCAUCAAUCCCAGAGGCAGACCUGCCGGGGCAGUUGACACGGGUGCUAGGAAAGGUGUGUACAGCCCUUCAUGUAACACGCCAUAUGGAUGACGAAUGUGUCAACUUGUAUCUCCAGUUGCUUGAUCGCUGCAUCAAUCAUGAGGCAUUUUCUGCCAAGCAGAAGAAGCUCAUCCUGUCCUGGACGCAACAAAUACAGAAAAUCUGGCAUCCAGCGUCAAAGUUUGCAGCAGAAAAAAGGCAUGUGAAGACGUGGGGAGGCAGCACGUUCCCUAUUAGUCAGAUCAUGCGGGGGCCGCGACCCUUGAAACAUCAAGCAAAGCAACUGAUGCCGCAAUAUGCGUUCGGUAAGGUGACGCGGGCGGCCGGUAACAUCAUCAUCACCCCCGGGAACCAGCCGGCACUGACGAAACACAACUCGCUCAACUCUUACAUGACAAGAAUGUGUGAGACAAAACGACAGUUGGAGCGAGCACACUCGGCCCCAAGCAGCUGGGCUCAUGCAGCAAACCUGAGUCUGCCUACAAAAGCUGGGAGUGAGCUGAAUGCUACCGAACCUGAGAUCAACGCCAGACUUGACUCCCUCUGCUUGAGUAUGACUGAGCAUGCGCUUGGUGGACUUGACAACAUGGAUCGAGGGUCGACAUUUUAAAGAAAGCCAUAGACCACCAGCUUGACGCAGCCACUGCCAUGAUUCAUCAAUGCGUCAAGCAGUCCCUCGAUUCGGACGACAAGAACUCUACACACAAUGACCAAAAUAGAGAAGAGUUUUCCCGAAUAUGAACCUUAAACGUUCCCGAAUAGAAGGCAUGUUGUCGAGAUCAGACAGAGACAAAGAUUCUGGAGUUGCCUCCGAUCAUGGAGUUUGAGUGUUGGCUUCUGGUCUCAUCUAUAAAGCUGGUCAUACAAACACAUUGCCUGUCACAGACUUAGCAUGAAGGCUUAAUACUGUACAGGGCCUAUCAAAAUAGAUGCAAUAGCAACACUUAUUAACCAGUCAGCUCUGAUUGGAAAUUUUCAUCUCUGGGAAAACUAAUGUUGACUAAGAUAGUCCUUGUAGCCUAUGUGUUGUAACCAAUGGAGGUAUACUUUAUCGGUAGGUCUGAUGUAGUCUGGUAUCUCUGAUACAUCUGGAUUCAGUACAUCUACAGAGAGGUUUACCCAGGUGCCCAGGUUGAAUUCUCUGCAAUUAGUUGCAAUGUUGUAAUUAUUCUUGACUAGCUGUGAUCUUUAUUGCAUUUACAACUUGCUGAGUGAUAUUUCCUGAACGACAAGAACACCCACUGCAGUGAUGAUGAUUUUGUUGAACUUGUGAACUAACUUUAUUUCAAACAAUGUUUUGGCCACUGGAUUUAAGAUAAUUUGAAGCUUUCAAAACAGGGAUGAAUGUUUCUAAGAACUUUUCGGUAUUUAUUUUACCCUAGAGCACCUGGGUAAUAUGCCUCAUUUCUAAGUGCCUUAUCUGGUCUGAUUUAUUUGGUCCUCAUCUCUGACCGAUGUAUCAUCUGCUGUGAGUAUAUGAGACCCGCCCUGGCAAAAGUAAGGCACAAUAACAACAAGUGAAAAACGAUUUUCCUCAAAAUUAGUUUAUUCUUGAGGAAAAUGAUUGUUUUAGUCAUGUGAAGUUCUUGAGUCAUAAAUGUCUAUAUUUGAUCACGAUUGCUUAGUUUUGCCAACCCAGGUCACUUAUAGCCAUCUUCUCUGUGGCUCCAUGUGUGAUGAAGAACUUUUGUCUUGGAAAUUGUAAAGGAGGGUUGGGAUAAAUGACUGGUGACACUCACUUCUGGGAAAUGGAUGUAAGUUUAUUGUAUAUAUACACCUUUUGAAUACACCAAGAGUUUUGUGUGUUGGAGGUAAAUUGAUGUCCCCGUUGUACAAUUUGAACUCGAACUCUGAUGGCGACAUCUUGUCAAGUGCUGGGCACAGACAACAUUCGUCAGAAAGUUCAUAUUUAACACCACUUCUUUUAUGAUCGAUUUAAUUAGCUGUAAGUUAUUCAUUUUCUGAACAGAUUUGAUUGCAGCAUAAGCCAUACGGUUUCUUUGAAUAUCACAGUUAUGUUUUUGUCAAGAACACUUUUAGGCAAUAGUACAUGUGUUUCAAAUCCAUUGAUUUGCAGUAAAUGAAUUACCAUAUGAUGUUCUCCUCGACAGAUGAACAGAUAUUUAUACAUGUAUGUCAUGCAUGGAGCCACUUUCAUGCGGUGUUAGUGUCGUUUUGAGUGGCCAGCGGGUACGUUUGUGGAUGUUGUUGUCAAAGAAAUAUAAAAGAAGAUACGUCUUCUUGUUAGUAUAAACACAGUUCAAGGUAAUGAUCACGUUCAAGGUCAUUAUAAUGGUUAAGGUCAUGAUAGAAUGUAAUGUUCAAGGUCACGGAAGUGAAUUCUAUUAUAGAUUAUUUCGGCAGUUGUGUUGGACAUGUAGUGAUGUGAUGUCGGUCUGGUUCAUAUGUGUAACAUGUCUUAUUCACCACAGCUUUUGUCAAAUCACUUCUGCCAGCAUCUCUACUUGUGCAAGUGUCUUGGGACAAGUUGGCAGUUGAUAUGUUAAACAGUGUUUGGCUGCCAGUUUCACUUCAGAAAACCAACCAUUUCAAAACAAAACUACGAUGGGGGGAAAUGUUAUUUCUGGUUUAUGUGCGAAGUUUUAAAAACUGUUCAUGGUUGCUGUUUUUAAACAGACUUUAUGAUGUCUACUUUGAAAAGAGUGGGAAGUUUUCCUGUCAUAGAAAUUUAGACAACUAUUUUGAUUUUGCAGUGCUUCAGGUUGAUAAAAUUGGCAGACGUUGUUCACCUGCACUGUCGUUUUGUUGUCCUGUUUGUUCUUGAGUCUGAUGAUGUUUAUGUUACUGUAUUAGUGCAGACGGCAGUCUUCAAUCAAAUAUAUUAACUUAUCUCAUUCAACCCCAGGCCUGGGGUUGAGUGAUUUCAAGUCAGCUAGCAAUAUUCUUUACAUUGCCAAUUUUAAUAAAAGAAACUGGUACCAAGUUGUUUUAGAAUCAUACAUCUGGUCGACAAGUAAUCCCUGCGACAGCACUGACCGAAAAGUUGUAGUGAAAUCAUGGUGCAAAUAUUUGUCAAAAAACAUGAUUAUACUUGUAGAAGUAUGAGAACUUUUCAGCUGGACUGCGGGCUACUUAGCGUUUACUUUUAUUCAUUUGGAUCUAGAAUUUUUAUUUCAUUUUCAUUAUCAGUUGUGCUGUCGCUGGGAUGUUUUCCUGAUAAUACUGUUCGUUUUAUUUCCUGUGGUUUCUAAUAAUAUGCAAAUUUAGAUCAGUUACUAUUUCAUGUUACAAAUUAAGAUGAAUAUUCGUCAUAUUACAGUACAUGUACAUGUUCCUGUUUGUAAAAAUUUUCCACAAAUUUAGAAGUCGUGUUAACGUUGAAAUGUUUUAUGUGGGUAGGUUUGGGAUUAAGUAUCACUGGUUUGAUUCACAACCUGUCGACCCUUCAUAUCAAGAAUGGUUUCACCUAUUCCCUACUCUGGUUGUAACCAUUGUGUGUAUAAAGGGUGGUCUGGUUGUUGGCUGUGGUGUUUCAUGCGGGGCAUGUUUUCACUCAGCAUGCAGGUCUGUUUAUACCUUCCGUGUUGGUAUAGAUGUCAACCACUGCUGGCCAGGGUGGGGCCAUGUUGCCAUAGUAGCUCUUAGUCAAUCAGCAAUCGCUGGCGCUUCAGUUAUAUUUAUUUUUGGAAGCUUUUGUAGAUUGAAGUGUGCAUUAUAUUCUUUUCAUUUAUGUCGCUCAAGCUCACUAAAAGUGCUGACUCAUUCUGUGGAGCAUUAGCAGACGUUGACCAGCUUGAGUUGAAAGUUUCUUUGGUGACCUUGGGUGACCUUAGAAGUCUUUUUAAUGAAACUUUCCGCUGUGCCUCAGAACUAUGGACCACAAGUUUUGAAAUGAAUAUGACGUAGAAAUUAGCUUUAGUUACGACUCGGGCACUUAUAUAAAACAAUCUGCAGUGCGGUUAAAAAAAACUUACGUAGAGAUAUUUUUUCAUCCUGUCCUUUUUUCACCCCAAAACACGAGUAGAGAUUCAGUGAGUCAGGAACGGUGCACAUGUUGGUUUAUUGUCGAAGUGGCAUUUGAUGUAGUGUUUUGUCAAAAAAUGCAGAAAAUCACCUUUUGGGAAAGGUAUAUACUUGAAUAUUGUUGUAAUAUUGAUGUUGUUCAAGAGGUGUAAUUUGGUCGCACAAUAUCUUGUUAUUGUGACUGUGAUGAUGUUUUUGAGUUGCAAUAUUUCUUUGUUCAGUUCUCUCUGCAGUGACGUAUUGAAGUGACUGUGAAAUUACGCUUUGAAUUCCGUUAGUGAGGUGAUGCGAGUAGUGUAGUACAAUUUAAGUUCCUACGUGUUGAUCACACGCUUAAAUUAUGCUCGGAUUAGUUACUAGAUAUUACACGGUCAGUCAUGUUGUAAUGGCGACUACACUACACACCACUAUGACUAAUCUCUAAUCACAAAAUAGUGGAAUUUCAUUUGUAGUAUCGGGCAGUAAUGGCCAAUGUAACCCCAAAACUAUUAAACUGCUAGAUCCAUUGUGUUUACACAACCCACUUCAAAUAUUGUUCUAAUACAACAUUCAGUUUACACAGAUGUUGACUGGUGAUUCUGAUUUCCCAACAAAUUCUUCCACUUGAAGAUGAAACUCUCUCGAAAAAUGAUAAAUUCAGUCAGUUUCGAUUCUCUUGUAAUUGCCCAGUUUGUGACAUAUUUGAAAUCCAUUGCAAUUUUUGUACUGGUGGUUUGUGAUAGCAGACCUCUUUGGGCUAAGGCAAUACGCUGUGUAACAUGCAGUCGAAGAUUCUAAAUCGCGUUCUCCCUGUCAGAUUUCCUGGCCUCUAUCAAGGCCUGUUUUGGCUCUUUUUCCUGUCAUGUGUUAGAUAGUGAGAUAUAUUUAGACGUGUAUAAUUACCUAUCUGCAUGCGGCAGCACCCACAUGGGUCGCAUCUCCUCGCAAAAGUCUGUCAGUUUUUGUGCGUAGACAUUGUCAUUAUAUUAUGUUUAUUUCUGUACUUGGCCGAUGAUUAUAUUAAGUUGUGAAUGUCUGAAUAUGGUGUUGUCAAUGUGCUGUGUGGAAUAGAUGUCGCUAGUUUAGAAUGAAGCCAUGUCGUAGGGUUGUGGCAUGGUCAAAGUUCAUGGUGCACAUCGAUGUUACCCGAUACAGUCUUGCUUCAUCUCGAGCUUACCAGAGAUUUGUUCAUGUUCGAGUAGAAGUACACACAUGUUUCUGGUAUGCUUGACAUGAAGAAAAUACAUAUUAUGUUUGAAAUUAGGGAUAGGAUAAGUUUCAGUGCAUUCGAUGUUUUUCACCAGAAAGGCAUUUCGAGAAGUUGCCUCAGCCAUUGGUUGCUUCUUGCUGGGUCAGUAGACUUUGUCAACUCUGUCCUAAACAAAACAUGUGACCUAUCCUAUCCUUGGUUUUAGGCAUACCUUGUAGGUUUCGACCCUCAUGAUGCUGGUGAAGCAUUCAAAAUGAUAAGUGCAAUACUUGGGACAUAAUAACCCAUUUUCAGGCUGAUGUUGAUUAGUAUGUCUGUGAUGGUGUGUUUCAGGGUAUGGGACUUCACUGUGCCUGAAAAAUCUGUUGUUUUCAGAUAAAAUGUUGACUGCUGUCAAAGUUUGGCUCAGGCCUGAUCUAAAGAGUCACUUAUAGAUGAAAACCAACUGUCAUUGUCUUUGUUUGAAUACACAUGUACAAUUCAGCAGAACUUUGAAUAAAAUAUUGAACAGCCAGUCUUUGCAAUGACAGUAACUGAAAAGAGAAGAUGAUUUUCUCGGUGCACUGCCGGCACAGUGAACUUCUAUUUUUGGUCGACUGCCCAAUAAUACACGAUCAUGGGACAUCGUUGCAAUAUAUCGUAUAAUAAUUAUUUGGGAUGUGUAAUUUUUGUUGAUUGAAUGAUUGCGAAUCGAAUCUUGUAGUUGCUAGUUGUCAUAGUCUUGUGCUGGUACGCCAUUAUUUUUUAUCCAAGAAGCUGAACUCAAGUGAAAGGUACAAGAAAUACCCAACGAUGCUCAACUUGAUCCUCUGAGAGGUGAAUAUUAGCGUUAAUUUGAAUACUGGCCUUUAGAUUUAUCAGAUGGUAACAGUCGAAGGUGAUUUGUACCAUAAAGCGAACGGAUUAUUCGGUGAUAAAGUGAGCUUUGUCUCCCAAGUUUGUUAUACUUUGUGCGGCCAUUGAUGUUGCGAAGUGAGAGGUGCAUUAUAUCAGCAGGUUGUGGUAGGUUCUCCUAUCCUACUUGGGAAAAUUUGAUUGUGAAAAUAACGUGACAGCCUUGAAUUCGGAGCUGUUUUCCCACUAGAACCAUUUGAGCAUAUUUUCAUUUUGGCUUGGAUGUAAGGGGCUGGGUGCUCUAAAAGUUGCCUAAUAAUUUCUUUAAAACUUGUUGAGUUUUAAACCCACUGUGGUAUAACAAACUUGAGAGAAAGGCCGAGUGUUGUCUUGCUGGUGGAUAGAAAACUGCCUGUUAGUUCUAAACUAUGUGAUCCUACACCUGAUUCGCUGAUUAUGACCAAACAUUGAUUCUUAGCCUCAGACUUGCUCUUUGGGAAGUUACACAUACGUGUUGAAGGCAGGCCUUCAGUGCUCAUGUUUCCAAUGAACAAGGUCUGACAUGCGACCUGAUUACAUGUGCAGCAGCGUCCCAUAUUUUUGUUUUCAAAAAUGCUGGAGACACAAGUUAGGUCAAGAAUGCAAGGUGUUGAUGACUGAUACUCCAAAUUGCUCCAAAUACUACUUCAAAGUCUUCAAACACCUACUAGUUAACUUAAGGUCUUGUUUAUCAAUUCAAACAAAUCAGUUCCAAUGGAAACAAGUAUACUUUUGAUCCAAUUUUGGAUACUGGAAAUAUAUUGUGCAGUCAUCAACACUUCGCGUGGGUUCGAAUGUUUCAAAUUACUUUCCUCAAGUUUAAAACAUUUUCAGAAAGAAAAUUUCUCUGUAACAGGCAUGUCCUAAUGGUAAAGUGGUUGGAAACAGAUCGCCCUCUGUUGGCAUUUGGUGGAACAAUUAUAAGGAAUAUUCCAAUAGUGGUCAAAUUCAGAAACAAAUCCUGUUUAAUUGUAUGUGACUAUGGUCAAUAAGAUAUUAGCUAGGUUGCAAAGUUUGUGAAUUACGUUUUCGAGAAUGUUAUUGUUUCGGACUCCUAGUCACCAUCUAGGAAUCAAGAUGUCAUGAACGUUAUACAUUAAUUCGGUUUUCUGAAUCUCAGAUUAAGGACUUAUUGAUCAGGUGAAAUUGGUGAGGUUUUUCGUGGUGUUAGAUGACCUCUUUGUGUUUUCAAGAGGUCAAAGGUCAUUAGACAACAGAGGAUGUAACGAGUGAUCACUUUCCUUUCUUUGACUUUAUUUUUGACUUUACUUCUUCCUAAUUCUUUAUCCUUCUUUCCUGACUCUGUCUUGCUUACUGUAAACUAUGAAAUUUUCACAAGCAUUUUUUUACAAAUGCAUUAUCAAAUGCAAAAUUCAGACACGUGAACAUUUCUAUUGUAUAAUGCAAUAACUGUUUACUCUUGGCACCAAGUGCAGUAUUUCGUCUGUCCAAUUGAAAAUGAGCAUAUUUGCCAAUUUUUAGUGUCUCGAAAAUUUCACAGUUUACCUUCUGUUCUUCCUCUCCUUUCAUGGGCCUGAAAGCAUCAAGGUCUUUCCCUACAUGAAUGUUUAUCAUCCUCAUCUACAUCAGUUCACAGGCAUUGUAUGUGUUCGUACCAUUGAUACGGUUAAACUAUUGGUACAAGUCCAAUGCCUGUGAGAAUUGAGGGUCACAAAUGUUAAUGGCAUCGAUAUGUGUGGGAUGAGCCUUGAUGACUCUUUUGACAGAGAUGAGACUAUAUUUACGCCAAAAUAUCAGCAGACGGACAACUUGUGUUACGCUGUUGGGGAUAAGUCCAAAACUCUUCAUUUUCUGAGCACUUUGUGAAUGCACUUGCGGAUAUUUUAGUCAAUGCUAUAUCGUCAGAUGUAUCAGUUCGCAGUUUUUCCAUGGUUUAUUUCGUGCGUCUCAUCUCUGAUUAUCGUCCUGUUUCUAUUUUUCUGUUAUCUUGACAACUGUUGUCCAUUGUGAAGUCAUGGAGUAUCGUAGUCAAGUGAAUUUCUUUUGAUUUUUGUGAAUGAAUCUUGUGUUUUUUUCUCGGUUAUACUUUUCGUUGCACCACCAGUCACAUACUUCUGAUCUUGUGCUUUAUGUUGGUGUCACAGCUACUGUUCAGACGUGCACCAGCAUACAUCAGUGUUACGCCUACACAUUGUCUCCACUGAGGCUGUCCCAAACUGCCAAAAUACGUCAAACUUUGUUUUGGGAUAGCUGUUUGGGAUAGCUGUUAUGUAAGUACAAGUUCAUGACGAGGUGUUCUGGGUGCUUGAUGGUUCUUGAGUAGUAUUGUUCCCUCUCUUCGUUCUGUUGAAAGUGCUUUGUUGUCCUCUGUUGUUGUAUUUGACACCAACUCAUCACCUCACUCAACAUAUCUGUGUUGUUGUUAUCACUUACACCAGGUGGGGUACCGAGCAAGCCUCUCGGCGGUAAAGUUCUGGACUGAUAUAAUGAGACUAAGGUGUUCUCGAGUGUGGAGAAUUCUACCAUCUGGCAGAAAGUCGAUUUGAUACCAUCUUCUCUUGGCAUUGCAAUACUAAAGGAGACCCGCACGAGAGGUUGGGUGCACGAUCUGGUAGUGACAAGCAUACAUUGUUGUGAUCAAUAGUUGUAUUCACAUUAUGUCAACAAAUCGGUGAUGUCAACUUGAAAGAACUAGUUUGUACAAUCUGGGAUUUGGACAUUAAAAUGUAUUCUGUUAUAAA